UUAUCACAAAUUUCGUAAGAGACUAUCACGAAUAUAUCAAUUUAACAAAUAAUUACGGUCAUGUAGUAAUGUCAUCGACUUGAUAAACAUUUAAUACAUAUUAAGUGACAGGCAAAUUGUAAUAUUAUUAUAAUAACCAUGCUUUACUAAUUUACAAGUUCAUUAAUAUAAGUAUUUACUGUUGAUUUAGACUGGCUGAAUGACAAUAGUCCAAGAUAAAAAAGAAAUUAAAAAAACUACAGGAACUAAAUUAAGUUGUACCUAUUUAAUUGUAGUGGUGAUCGUAUUCAAGACUGACCGCAUAAAAUGAAGAUUCUACUUAUUGUGUGUGUUAUAGUGUUAGGAAGAAUUAAUAUUAAUUGGAGCUUACCCACAGAUGACAAAAAGAAGGCCUAUUACAGAUCUCUACCAAGAGUAAAUUUUUUCAAAGCCGAUGCUAAAGAUAGUGAUGUAAUAUACACCCUAUUUAAAAACUCCUCCCCUACAGAAGGACAGAUUGUAAAUAAAGACACAUCUAACUCCAUAAUCAAGGAAAAAGACAUACCAACUGUACUAAUAAUGCACGGAUGGACUACAGAUGAUACGUCACCAUGGUACAGACCACUAAGAGAUGAAUAUUUUAAACAAGGCUCCCAUAAUAUAAUUUUUUUAAAUUGGAGUAAAGCUGGAAAUAACACUUACCAAGUGUCAAGUGCCAAUUGCAAACCUGUAGGAAAAUUCAUCGCUCAGUUUUUGAUUGCUUCAAAAGUUAAUUUGAGCAAAGUGCAUCUAAUAGGUCAUUCACUUGGAUCACAAUUAUCAUGUUAUAUAGGUCAAUUUGUAGAAGAGCUAAGCGGUAGAAAGGUAGGAAGAAUCACAGCCUUAGAUCCAGCAGGUCCAAUGUGGAUGCGUCAGGAUAUGUCUGAAAGAGAAAGACUUAGCUAUCACGAUGCUGACUUUGUUGAUGUUAUACACACAGAUAUUCAAUUUUCUGGGGUGACCACACCUAUAGGGCAUGUAGAUUUCUAUCCUAAUGAAGGUAAACACCAGCCAGGUUGUCCUUCUAGAGAAGAAGAUAGUAACUGUAGCCAUGCCAGAUCCACACUUUACUUUAUAGAAUCUGUAGCUACAAAAGCAAUUGCUAGGGAAGCAAUAUUUAUGGAAGAUGCACACUUUUCUGUUACAGUUACUCCUAAGCUAGAUGGAAAAGAAAUUGUUUUCGGACAACAUGUUGAUAAAUCUGCAAGGGGUGUUUAUUAUAUUAAAACGAAUGCUGUGAAACCAUUUUUAAUAAAACCUUGAAACGAAAAUAAAAAAUAGAAAUGUUUAAAUAUUA
Messenger RNA from Diabrotica virgifera virgifera (western corn rootworm), 1315 nucleotides. Its product is annotated as lipase member H-A-like. Bases 307 to 1281 code for a protein of 324 amino acids. NCBI's taxonomy places the organism in Eukaryota, Metazoa, Arthropoda, Insecta, Coleoptera, Chrysomelidae. The transcript has 4 exons. Gene Ontology annotation, molecular function: lipase activity. The record is from RefSeq and is a predicted model, not a curated record.